Messenger RNA from Thrips palmi, 572 nucleotides. RefSeq names its product mitochondrial import inner membrane translocase subunit TIM14. The transcript is spliced from 4 exons. The record is from RefSeq and is a predicted model, not a curated record. The coding region runs from base 157 to 483 and encodes 108 amino acids. Gene Ontology annotation, biological process: protein import into mitochondrial matrix. Lineage: Eukaryota; Metazoa; Arthropoda; Insecta; Thysanoptera; Thripidae. Gene Ontology annotation, cellular component: PAM complex, Tim23 associated import motor. Gene Ontology annotation, molecular function: ATPase activator activity.
UUGUCGUCUGCUACUCGAAGUACGGAGCGAAGUACACACAUGCCGAAAACGCAAACGUUGUGCAAGAAAAUACAAUCCCGAAGAAGUUGCCUGCCUUUUGCUAUCGAUAACUCUUCAACAGGCAGGCCUACUGCAUAAUUAUCUUCACGUUUAAAAAUGUCCACCCUUGUGUAUGUCGGUGUCGGAAUGGCAGCAGUAGGAUACAUUGGUCGUUAUGUAAUAAGAUCUGGUCUUUCCAAGAAAAUAGCUGCCAUUCAAAUUGACACCAUUGGAUCCAAGUAUUACAAAGGGGGAUUUGAUCCCAAAAUGAAUAGAAGAGAAGCAGCAUUAAUCUUAGGAGUAUCACCAACUGCAAGCAAAGCUAAAAUCAAGGAUGCUCACAAACGCAUCAUGAUUGUCAAUCAUCCAGAUCGUGGAGGAUCACCUUAUCUGGCUGCAAAGAUUAAUGAAGCGAAAGAUCUCCUGGACAGUCAAAAGCCAUGAAUAUUUGGAUACUGAAGUUGCUCUUAAUUUCUUAAUAUUGUAUAUACUUAGAUGUUAUAGUUAAAAUAAAAUAUUUUGCAUAAGACUCC